AAAGGAAAAAAACCAAACUAUCACGUGUGCCCACAUGCCACAUAUAUAGGCUACUGUAUGUCGUUCAUACGGUUCGAUUUUCGCGGUACUCUGGUAGUCAGAGAAGAAAGGAUUCAGAAACAGGAUUCACCUCAUUUUGUCGGAUCUUUACAUUCCCCUGUAAUUUUUUGGUGUUAUUUAAAUGAGUCUAUAUCCAUUUUUUUCAAGGCCAGAAUGUCUCUUCCGCGCUAUCCCCCCCAUUUCUGCACCCCGCUAGUGACGCUGUGCGGGUUUACCCCCCCGGUUGACGUCAGCGGCGUGGCCGCCUUCGUAGUAAGGAAGCGCCGACCGUUCAUUGAAAAAGAGGAUUUAAAAUCACUUAAUAUAUGUCUAGGCACCGAUGACUAGACGCGGGAAAUAAAGCAGCGUGAAAGGGAAAUAUAUCUUGCGGGAGUUUACAGUUUAACGGGUGGGAGACUGAAUGGGCGCUGGCUCCGGGCUUCGCCUGGACGAUGAGGGACAGUGGCGGCAGCCUAGCGCAGGACCGCUGGCGGAGUGAGCUGACCCUGAGGCAGAGACAGGAGGACGUCAAAGGGGGGCACCUCCUGGCCCUCGGCCCCACCUGCGCUGUCCCCAGUUCCUUGCAGCUCAGACUAGGUCGGCUAGAGCAGGAGGAGGUCUGGACAGGCGCAAGCACGGAGGAGGCGGAGGAUGAGGAAGAGCAGGAUGCAGAUGUUGAGGAAGAUGAAGGUGUUAACCUCACUGUUGAGGAGGAGGAGGGUUGGCAGGUGCCCCUGCAUCAUUUUCAAGGCAGGCAGCGGUUGCUCAGGUACGCAGCCCUGCGCUCACGUCUGGCCCUGCAGUGGAGAAUGUGGCGCCGGCGAGCCCAGAGGGCGAGGACAGCAGCUCGGCGCCGGGCCAGGGGGCGCCAGAGAGCCAGACUGGGGGUACCAGAGGAGGCGCUGCUGAACGGGGACAGUCAGUUAUGCGAUAAAUGGCCCUCUGAUGUCAACGGCUUCGCUAACCUGCCAUGGUGUGCAGACUCUCCAGAGGGCUCCAAGGGGCAUGUGUCACCCCCUGAUUUCCAGAGCCCCCCGCGGGACAGGGACUUCCCCCAAAAUCAGUUGACGGACAAACACGUUGCCUGUGUCCAAGGCCUCCUGAACGAGUUCCUGCAGCAGUAUGGGAGCCUGAUCCCCAUCCAUGUGGACGAGGUGGUGGAGAAGCUGCAGGAGAUAUUCAGCGAGAGCUUCUCGCAGCCUCACAGGAAGGUGGCAGUGCAGCAUGUGAUUCAGUCCUACCAGCGCCUGUCCGGUACGGCCAUGGUCCGAGGGUUCCAGGUCACCUACAAACGUCACGUGCUCACCAUGGAUGACCUCAGCACCCUGUAUGGUCAGAACUGGCUGAACGAUCAGGUCAUGAACAUGUACGGUGACCUGGUGAUGGACUCGACGCCCGAGAAGGUUCAUUUCUUCAACAGUUUCUUUUAUGACAAGCUGAGAACAAACGGCUACGAUGGGGUCAAGCGGUGGACAAAAAACGUGGACAUCUUCCGGAAGGAUCUGCUGCUGAUGCCCAUCCACCUGGAGGUGCACUGGUCUCUGGUCUGCGUGGACGUCCCUCACCGCACCGUCACAUACUUCGACUCCCAGCGCACCCUGAACCGACGCUGUCCCAAGCACAUCGCCAAGUACCUGCAGGCCGAGGCCGUCAGGAAGGGGAGGUGGGGCUUCGUCCAUGGCUGGAAGGGCUUAUUCAAAAUGAACGUUUCCCGGCAGAACAAUGACAGCGACUGCGGGGCCUUCGUUCUCCAGUACUGUAAGUGCCUGGUGCUGGGACAGCUGUUCAGUUUCGGACAGCAGGACAUGCCCAGGUUGAGGAGGCUCAUGUACAAAGAACUGUGUCACUGUAAGCUGCUGCCAUGAGUCGGAAAGGGGAGGUAUUGAGGGGAGGGCCAGAAGACAAUCAGAGGAGGAGAUCUCCACCAACCCUGGUGCUCCUUCACCAUCCACAGCCAGAGGUCUCCAUUCUGCAGAUUUCCUCCCCUCGUUAAAAAUAUCCCUCAUCUUCCUUUCUGCCUUUAUGACGUUUCCUCAUUGACUGAGGGCAACUGCAUCCAGCGGAUGAGCCGUUUCCCGGCAGCACAGACCGCUGAGCUGUCAGCGUCGCUCAUGGACACAUAGAUGCACAUGCUUCAUGUCAGUACCAUUUGCUAAUGAGCUGUGUGUAGCGGAAGAAGUCUGAUUGUUUCAUUAAGCAAGAAUUUACUCUCAAGUGGACCUGAGCAGUCACAUACUGUGUUCUUAAAUGGCUGAAGUAUCUGUAAGUUAUACAUUGUUAUAUACGAAAAAAUAGUAAAAAUGGAGUAUAAUCUGUUGUUUUCUAUCUUAUAUGUUGUAGUACAAGAUUACAAAUAAAUGAUUGAAUUAAAAAAGCAAUAAACUUG
This is a messenger RNA of Paramormyrops kingsleyae, 2425 nucleotides long. RefSeq names its product sentrin-specific protease 3-like. Gene Ontology annotation, molecular function: deSUMOylase activity. Lineage: Eukaryota; Metazoa; Chordata; Actinopteri; Osteoglossiformes; Mormyridae. Gene Ontology annotation, cellular component: nucleus. Gene Ontology annotation, biological process: protein desumoylation; proteolysis. The record is from RefSeq and is a predicted model, not a curated record.